AUGCCAUUAUCGACUAGAUCAGCCGGAGCCGGAGGAUCGUCUGCUACUAUGAUGAAAUUGUUCACCGACGAAGCACAAGGAUUGAGAGUCGACCCAUUGGUUGUGUUAUUUUUGGCAGUUGGAUUUAUUUUCUCUGUAAUUAUCUUGCAUGUUUUUGCUAAGAUUACCGGUAAAUUUUCGUCUUAG
Debaryomyces fabryi is the source of this 186-nucleotide messenger RNA. RefSeq names its product Arf family guanine nucleotide exchange factor. Lineage: Eukaryota; Fungi; Ascomycota; Pichiomycetes; Serinales; Debaryomycetaceae. Gene Ontology annotation, biological process: intracellular protein transport. Bases 1 to 186 code for a protein of 61 amino acids. The transcript has a single exon. The record is from RefSeq and is a predicted model, not a curated record. Gene Ontology annotation, cellular component: Sec61 translocon complex.